Messenger RNA from Oncorhynchus masou masou (cherry salmon), 3164 nucleotides. RefSeq names its product family with sequence similarity 98 member B (gene tslig3b). Lineage: Eukaryota; Metazoa; Chordata; Actinopteri; Salmoniformes; Salmonidae. The transcript is spliced from 8 exons. Bases 152 to 1291 code for a protein of 379 amino acids. The record is from RefSeq and is a predicted model, not a curated record. Gene Ontology annotation, cellular component: tRNA-splicing ligase complex.
UUCCGUUACUUCUGACUCUCGGGAUGGUUUUAGCUAGCCGAUGAAUUAAGCUAAUAAUGUAUGUUUGUGUCUCACAAUGUCAAUACACACACGUUUAUAUCGGUUACAUGUAUAACUUUGAAGGAAUCUGCUGAAAUUGUUGUCUGCCACAAUGGAACGUGAUAUUUUAGAUGUUCUGGAACAAAUCGGGUAUGACGGACCUCUGCAGGAGGAGGAGACGCUUGUCAAAGCAUGUGAAGGUGGACUGUCAUCACCUGAGUAUAUCAACCUUUGCAUGUGGUUUAAAUCCCGUCUGACACCGUUAUGUGACCUGGAAGAGAGCAGUACAUCAGGUUAUGGUGAUACUGAUGGCCUUCGGUUUGAGAUGAGUGGUAUGCUGAAGGAGUUGGAGUGCCCCUAUCAAGGCCUUGUCUCCGGGAUUCUACAGGGAGGGCUGCAGAAUAAAAAAGACCAUCUAAAGCUAGUAUUGUUUUUAAGCUCAGAGGUACAAGCUGCACAGAUUGUGAAGAGCCGACUUGUUGAGGACAAACAACACAAAGACAGAAACGAUCUCCAGGCAAUCUGUGAAACACUGAAGCUCCCACAGCCAAGAGGGCAGGAAGUAGUAGAGCUGUUCUCCGGGAUAGAACAAAAGAUAAACGCAGUGCUUCAAGAGCUUCCAAAGGAUCACAUUGGAAAGCCUGUGCUGAAGAACAAUCUCGACAGUGAACAGUGGGAAAGGCUGGAGGAGAUCAACACGGUCCUGUCCUCACAGUAUGAGUGUCGGCGGAGGCUGCUGAUCAAACGUCUGGACGUCACUGUGCAGUCUUUCGGCUGGUCAGACAGAGCCAAGGAGAGAGUUGACUGUAUGGCCAGGGCCUACCAGCCUAAGAGACACUCCCUGGCCCAGAUGUCGUCUGUGGGCAUGGCUCACCUGCUGGCAGCCAGGGAGGACAUAUGCAACGUGGUGAAGACCAGCAGUGGCUCAAGCAGAAAGAAUACUGCCUGUGCCGUCAAUAAGAUCCUGAUGGGAAGGGUGCCAGAUCGCGGUGGUCGGCCCUCUGAGAUAGAUGCCCCCCUCCCUGAGAUGCCAGCCUGGCAGAAGAGACAAGAUGGAGGUUUUGGCGGUCGUGGUGGUGGUCGGGGAGGUGGUGGUGGUCGGGGAGGUGGUGGUGGUAGUUGGGGAGGUGGUGGUAGUUGGGGAGGUGGUGGUAGUUGGGGAGGGGGUAAGGGUGGCUGGCGAGGAGGGGGUGGAGUAGGAGGGGGCGUUGGUUGGGGUCACGGAGGAAAGAGAGGACGUUAUCAAUACUAACAAUGAUUUAUUUUUGACUGAAAGCCAAACAGUGUUAACUGAAACCUACUCAUGUGUACCUGCUUCGCUAAGGGCAACAGUAAGGCAUUGUUUAUUUGGAGUGAUGUGGACUUGACUGAGAUUUACAGAAUACUACUGUAGGAAAACUCCAAAAUAUUUGUCACCCAUUUUUGUGUUCAUUUUCAAUACUGUUAUGAACUGUGCUGCUGAGGAUCGUUGUAGAAGCAACGAGUCAAACUCACUGCCCAUUUUUUUAUAGAUUUAUUCUAUUAUUUUGGUAACACUUUACUUGAUACCCAGUGUUAACACGUUAUGACACGGUCAUAACCUGUUAUAAUACUGUCAUGAUGCAUAUAUUUACACCAGUUGUGACAUUGUUCUAUUUUAUUGCUGGUUAUGACACCUACAUAAGUGUCAACCCACAUUUAUUGAAAUUAGAUUUUCCCUGCCAAGAAAUGUCCUUUCAUUUGAAAGUUUCUCUUUAAAUCCUUUGUUUUUGUUUAGUCAUGUAUUUUUUAAUAAACGUUUUAACUUGUAGAAAAUACUCUUUAUGACAGUCAUGAAGAUUUAGGACCAUCCUGUUUUUUUUUUUACUUGGACUAAGAAAAUACACUUUAUGACACUGUCAAGAAGCAUUAUGACCAUAUUAUCACACAAGCCAGAUAGGCCUAUCACGUACAUGCCCUUAUAUCAGUCAAAAGGAGGGUGUCUUGUCCUGCUCCUGAAGUCAUCAGCAACCGAGCAUGGGGCUAGGUGCAUGUCUGACGUCAAUGUGUGCACAAUUACAAUGAUCAUUUAACAUGGUAAAUAUAAAAUAAUAUACAUCAUAAACAUACUGUUACAUACAGCACCAGUCAAAAGUCUGGACACUCCUACUCAUUCAAGGGUUUUUAUUCUUAUUAUUUUCUACAUUGUACAAUAAUAGGGAAGACAUCACAACUAUGAAAUGACACAUGGAAUCAUGCAGUAAUCAAUUAAAGUGUAUAUAUUUUAAAUUCUUCAAAGAAGCCACCCUUUGCCUUGAUGACAGCUUUGCACACGGUUGGCAUUCUCUCAACCAGCUUCACCUGGAAUGCUUUUCCAACGAUCUUGAAGUAGUUUCCACAUAUGCUGAGCACAUGUUGGCUGCUUUUUGUUCACUCUGUGGUCCAUUCUAAAUAAACCACAGACAGUAUCACUAGCAAAGCACCAAAACACCUCCUCCAUGCUUCAAGGUGGGAACCACACAUGCAGAGAUCAUCCGUUCACCUACUCUGCGUUUCACAAUUACAAUGAUAAUUUAACCUGGUAAAUAAAAUAAAAAAUAAAUACAUAAACAUACUGUUACAUAGGCUAUGGUGUAAUGCAAUGUUUUGCCUUGUGUGGUAGGUUUGGUGUGUUUUGACACAUAUGUCAUAACCGGCCAUAAAAUAACGCAAUAUAUGUCACGACAGUGUUAUGACCAACUAUAACAGGCUAUGACAAGUUGUCAGCUGUUGUGACAUGUCAUGGUUAUGACCGUGUCAUAACGUGUUAUGACGCUGGGUGUCAAUUAAAGUGUUACACAUAUUUUCUAUACUGAUGUUAUGUUGGUAGAUUAAGCUAAUUAAAAUUGUUGGAAAUUUGAAUCAUGGUAAUUAUUUUUUUGAUUUGAAGACAAUUCCAUCCAUAAUCGCAGAUGUUCAGCACCAUAGUGUCAUUGAAAUUGAAAGAUCAUUUCAGAUUGAGCUGACAUACAGUAGGCCUACGUGGAGACUGUGAAUGCAGUCUCCACGAACACAGGAACAUGGCCUUUACCAUCUUAAUCGUGCUAUAGCACUGUACUUCCGCAAUCCAAUUGAAUCUAAUCCUUAAUCUGAUUGAUUUGAAAAAUAAAAUGUUUAUCAGUUUAAAA